Messenger RNA from Hibiscus syriacus, 778 nucleotides. Its product is annotated as exosome complex component RRP41 homolog. Gene Ontology annotation, cellular component: nucleolus; nuclear exosome (RNase complex); cytoplasmic exosome (RNase complex). Gene Ontology annotation, biological process: poly(A)-dependent snoRNA 3'-end processing; rRNA catabolic process; nuclear mRNA surveillance. NCBI's taxonomy places the organism in Eukaryota, Viridiplantae, Streptophyta, Magnoliopsida, Malvales, Malvaceae. The coding region runs from base 302 to 712 and encodes 136 amino acids. The transcript has 9 exons. The record is from RefSeq and is a predicted model, not a curated record.
AAUGGGUAGGCGCCUCCUUUACAACUCGUUUCACCUAGCACCAUUUCUAUUAUAUCUGAAAUAACUCCCUUUUGUUUCCUUCGAUUUUGAAUAUUCAGUUCUGCUGUUUUUGAGAUGGCAACACCAAAGUCAUUGCAGCAGUGUACGGCCCUAGAGAGGUGCAAAAUAGGAGCCAACAGCUUAAUGACCAGGCACUGGUGCGCUGUGAAUAUAGUAUGGCUAAUUUCAGUACCGUAGAUCGCAUGAGAAAACCAAGGGUGACAGGCGGUCAACCGAGAUAUCUCUUGUCAUCCGCCAAACCAUGGAGGCAUGCAUUUUGACUCAUCUAAUGCCUCGUUCUCAGAUAGAUAUAUUUGUUCAAGCUGAUGGAGGAACUAGAUCCGCAUGUAUCAAUGCUGCAACUUUAGCCCUUGCAGAUGCCGGGAUCCCCAUGCGUGAUAUUGUCACUUCUUGUAGUGCUGGGUAUUUAAAUAGCACUCCUCUGCUUGAUUUGAACUACAUUGAAGACAGUGCUGUAGGCGCCGAUGUCACUGUAGGGAUGGUGCCUAAGUUCGAUAAAGUGACUCUUCUUCAGAUGGAUGCUAAAUUACCCAUGGAUAUCUUCGAAAAUGUGAUGGGACUCGCAAUCGAAGGCUGCAAGGCUGUAGCAAACUACAUUAGAGAAGUAUUACUGGAGAAUACCAAGCAACUGGAGUAUCGCCGGGGCCUAUAAGUUUAUAUAAGCAGUAGCAGACAGCAGUGUAAGAAAAAUUAUGUAUAUGAUUGUUUUAACUUUAUC